UAUCAAUACCAAUAUCAAUGUCAAUUUAUUAUUCACCGCACCUUCCCGGCAUUGCCAUUGUUUUCCGCGUGAUAUUGAUUUAUUUUGUCUGGUUCACUGUUUUUAAUUUGCCCACAUUCAAUAGAAUUGUCUUGUGUUGUGAACAAGGUCACACGCAUACUCGGAGCAACCAUCAUUCACGCAAAUAUAGAAAUGGCUGCGCUUGUGUCAUACUUUCAACAAAAAGUUUCACGAUGUGGCCAACUAACAGGUACCUUUCGCAAUCGCUUAAAUUUUUUAUCCAAUUUUACUUCCAUUGCUUUGUUUGCUAUUUUGUCUUCAACAUGACACUGGGGAAAAUACUCUUAAAAGCACGUGCCAGAUAUCUCCCAAUGGCAACUAAGAGAUAGCACACCGAUUUUAACAAUGCAUUUGUUGCUCUUGACCACUCACAUUAUUUGGCCUCCAAAAAAAUUCAAUUCAACCCGUCUUCUCAGUUUUUUUUAGCUCCU
This is a messenger RNA of Kickxella alabastrina, 491 nucleotides long. RefSeq lists its product as uncharacterized. The transcript has a single exon. The record is from RefSeq and is a predicted model, not a curated record. The coding region runs from base 18 to 389 and encodes 123 amino acids. NCBI's taxonomy places the organism in Eukaryota, Fungi, Kickxellomycota, Kickxellomycetes, Kickxellales, Kickxellaceae.